CUCUCUCUCUCUGAAACCUCUCUCUCUCUCUCUGAAAUCUCUCUGCCCGUGAAGAUCUGAUUUUUCUCCGUGGAGCGUCGUCCGUCGUCCGCCUCCGGUCAGUGACGUCGCCGGCUCUCUCCCUCUCUCCGGCAUAUAUCUGCUCUCCGGUCAGUGACGUCGCCGGCUCUCUCCCUCUCCCCGGCAUAUAUCUGCUCUCCGGUCAGUGACGUCGCCGGCUUCGUCGUCCGGCGGUUCCGUCGUCCGGUGCCCUUCUCCGUCGUCCGUUGUCCGGUGCUUCCGCUCGCUCUCUCUCUCCCUCUCUCCGUACAGAUCUGCUCUCCGGUCAGUGACGUCGCCGGCUUCUCUCUUGGCGGUAGGCGUCCUCCGUCGUUCGGCGUCCCCACUCCGGCAGAUUUGGCGGCCGGAUCUGUCUCCGGCGACGCCCAUAAAAAAGGAUCUCUCUCUCUUUGGAGCAACCCCCUCCCUCUGUCUCGCCGUGUUCCUGUUUACCAUUUAAUUUCCAAGGAUCAUCAACUCUGUUCUGUUGCUAGGAGCGCUAUUAUGUAGAGAGGAAUUUGUUGGGGUAUUGUACGACCAAGGCUCGAAAAAAUGUCGGUAAAUAGUGAUGCAUCAAGACCCCAUCCGUUAUGUUACUGUGGAGUGCGUGCACGUCUAAGGUACUCAUGGACUAGUGACAACCCCGGACGAAAGUGGUAUGGCUGUAUAAAGUAUAAGGAAGCUGGGGAUUGUGAUUUUUUUAGGUGGGCUGAUAACGACAUGACUUCUUAUGAGAAGAGAUUGGAGGAACAUAUGAGAGACAUGGAGGAAGGGAGACGGGCCGAUAUUGAGGAAGUUGAGAAGAUGACAAUGGCCAAUAUUGACAGACUUGAGAAGCUGAUUGAAACAAAAUACAAUGAACAAUAUGCUAGACUUCGGUUGGAGUUGGGUCUGCGUCAAAGUAAUAGAAAGAUGUUUUGGGUAGCAGUAGUCGUAGUCAGUUUGGGCCUUGUAAUUUAUCUCAGUGGUUAUAGUGGUUCUAAAGUUAGCUACUUGAUGUUAGAAUGAAAAGACGGAUACAAGAAGGUUGAAAAUGAUCAUUGUCAAAUAUUUUAUGUUCUAUCCAGUUGAACAAUAGAAAUUCUGAAUUUUAG
This is a messenger RNA of Alnus glutinosa, 1133 nucleotides long. RefSeq lists its product as uncharacterized. The transcript is spliced from 4 exons. NCBI's taxonomy places the organism in Eukaryota, Viridiplantae, Streptophyta, Magnoliopsida, Fagales, Betulaceae. The record is from RefSeq and is a predicted model, not a curated record. Gene Ontology annotation, molecular function: zinc ion binding. The coding region runs from base 592 to 1047 and encodes 151 amino acids.